AUGACUGCACUCCUUCUCUUUGAGACGACCGCAUCCUGCCCCCUGGAGUCUGAUCCUUUCUCCUCGUCUUUCCUGCUAUUCCAUGACUGCCAAGACUGCGCCACCUUCGAGCGAGCGCCCAGCGACCCCAUACACCGUGUCCUGUACGGCGAACACGGUACCAGCUUUGAUCAGGAGAUCCUCUCAAGACCCCUGCCUCCCGAAGGCAUCGAAGCGAUACCCCUUGCUCCUGCGCAUUCCAGAGGCUCCUCGCCCUCGCCUGUCCCGCAAGCGCCUCGCUCUGGCUCCUCCUCGUGGACCGAGUCGCGCAAAGCAUCCCACAGCCUCUCCUGCCGCAGCAAGACCAAGCUCACUAUCGCCGAGAAGCUCGCCAUCGCUCAAGACCAUGAGUGCAACCGCACCCCGCAGGCUGUGCUGGCGGCUCGCUACGGCAAGAGCAAGUCUGCCAUCUCCAAGAUCCUGCGGCCGGAGAACAUCGCAAGGCUGCGAUCGAUUCACAGCGUGGGGGUGGAGGCCUCGCAGAGCUGCUGUGCGAGGACUCACAACUUGGAGCUGGAGCGAAGGCUGCACGAGUUUGUGGAGGCGAACCUCGACGACAAGCAGUGGAGGAAGCAGACCCGCAAGAGGGCAGGGGAGAUCGCGAGAGAGCUGGGGGUGGAAGGGUUUGUGGCGAGCAAGGGGUGGUGCAAUCGUUUCAUCAAGCGGCAUGGUUUCGAGCGUUGA
Molecule: messenger RNA, 723 nt
Organism: Guillardia theta CCMP2712
Lineage: Eukaryota; Cryptophyceae; Pyrenomonadales; Geminigeraceae
Exons: 1
Coding region: 1-723 (240 amino acids)
Source: RefSeq, a predicted model, not a curated record